Messenger RNA from Plenodomus lingam JN3, 213 nucleotides. RefSeq lists its product as uncharacterized. Gene Ontology annotation, biological process: DNA-templated transcription. Gene Ontology annotation, cellular component: RNA polymerase III complex; RNA polymerase I complex; RNA polymerase II, core complex. Gene Ontology annotation, molecular function: zinc ion binding; DNA binding. NCBI's taxonomy places the organism in Eukaryota, Fungi, Ascomycota, Dothideomycetes, Pleosporales, Leptosphaeriaceae. The record is from RefSeq and is a predicted model, not a curated record.
AUGUCCGCCUACCAACCCACAACCACCCAAACCACAACCGCCCAGGACUCCAUGGCUAUCGACACCACCGCCCGCACCGUCCACUACAAAUGCGGCGACUGCGACCAAGACGUCCCGCUCAAGCGUGGCGAGCCGAUUCGGUGCCGCAACUGCGGGCACCGCGUGCUGUAUAAGCAGAGGACAAACAGGAUGGUGCAGUUUGAGGCGCGGUGA